AUAUGAGGGGGCAGCAGAAGAGGAAAAAGAGAGGAAGCAGUGAAAGUAACAGGACUUUAAAGAGAGGAAGGGAGGUGGGGGCGGGACGAGACGAGGGCAAGGGAUGGAUCAAGUGCACGAGCCACGACUCCUUUUUUUAAUGUGCUCUCCACCCGGUCCUUCUUCCCAGUCCGAGACCCUCAUUACUUCCGCAUCGCCAUCGACAUUAUUUAUCAUUGGCCUCAUCAUGACCGGCUCCAUUAUUUGUAGCAGAGUUGCAAGUUAAUGAGUGCCAUAUUGACCCCAAUCCCAUCGCCAUUUCUUCUCCCUUCUUUCGCUCGCCCUCUCUAUAUCCACCACCACCGCCACCGCCACCCCCCCUAACUAGGAAAAGAACAAGAUUAAGAGCUCCGAGGACCAUCGUCCUUCGUUGCUCCCCUUCCCUUUGGCGAUGGUUCCGGAGUGGGAGAUGGCAACGGGGGUGGAUUUUGGGAUGGGAAUGGAAUUUGGAUCCGGAGCUCGUUAUUCUACCACAGCACCUGUUGUCGCGCCGCUUACUCCUACCACUAGCGCUACUGCCACUACGCCUGCCUACCUCUACGGGGCUCUUCCGCCCACCGCCGACGCCAGUCUCCGCGUCGAUGACCUCCUCGACUUCUCCGACCACGAUCUCUACGCUUCUGUUGGCGUCGACGCUCAAUUCUACGCCACCACGACGACCGUGCCCGGAAGCGGUCCGCCGUCGGGACAGACGUUCUCCGGUCGCCAAUCUCAGCACACCACCUUCGACCUUUACGUUCCUGUGAGGCAACCACCGGAGCUCCGACAAUGCGAGGACGCGGCCGAGCUCGAGUGGCUGUCCAAGUUUGUGGAGGAGUCCUUCUCGGACGUGCCUUCUUAUCAGUCCGGGGCGGCCGUAAUUGCGCCCUCGUGUGAGGCGCAGCUCCGGGCGGAGCAGUCGGCCAACGGCCGCGGAGCUCGGGGCAAGCGCUCGAGGGCGACCAUCGGUGCCGUUUCGGCCGCCGCAUGGUCCUCAUUGGUGACGCCACCGCAUCCACCGGCGCAGAACUCGCCUUCGUCUUCGUCCUCGUCGUCGUCCUCCGAGUUCUCUCCGUCGAGGCCGAAGGCGGGCGGUGCCGACAACGGAAACAGGGGCAGCAGAGGGAAGAAGGGUGGAGGAGGCGUGGGGUUGGAAGGCGGGGUGCGGCGCUGCACGCACUGCGCGUCGGAGAAGACGCCGCAGUGGCGGACGGGGCCGCUGGGGCCGAAGACGCUGUGCAACGCGUGCGGCGUGAGGUUCAAGUCGGGUCGGCUCGUGCCAGAGUACCGGCCGGCAGCGAGCCCCACCUUCGUGCUCACGCAGCACUCCAACUCCCACCGCAAGGUCAUGGAGCUCCGCCGCCAGAAGGAGCUGCUGCUCCUCCGCCACCAGGAGAACGACCCCUCCUCCGCACGGCCGGAUCUGCUGUUCAGCGACUAUGGGGUUUGCUGAGCUGAAGCCAGGCCCCGAAGCUGCCCACGGCCGCCCGCCGGCCGGGCGGUCGUUCUCCCACCACCGCAUUAUGGUUCCCUUGUUUCUAAAUUUGUGCCCCCCAACAAAUUCUUGGGUUUCUGUUGUGAAAGGGUCUUCCCGAAUCGGACGGUUGAGAUCUCAUCGAACGGUCUAUCUAGAUAAGAGAUAGGAGUAAAAUAAACAAAUGAAAUGAUGGAAUAGGGGAUGGGAAAGCACGUGACUUGCCGCUGCAAGUGAAGUGAAAAGAAAUAAAUAUCUCGGUCACGUGAUGACAACGGGGCGACGGUGAGGAGACGAGCAGUUGUUCCUCUCCCACCUCAUGCAUGUUUCCCCGGCUAAUGACAUGCAAAUCCUAUCCUUGCGUUCGGUCAAUCAUGGAGAUGCUUUCUGCCUGACAUAACGAUUGGGGAGGGAGGGAGGGAGGAAGAAGGUAAGAAGAGGAGUGUCAUUUACACUGUUCAUCCCUUCGUUAAUCCUCAAUCCUCUUGUGCACGCCGACAUGUUUAUACGUAUAAGGUUUUCGUAAUUCUAUAAUAGAAAUAUUAGACAAAAAUAAAGUGGUCAAUCCUGUUGAGU
Messenger RNA from Musa acuminata AAA Group (dessert banana), 2068 nucleotides. Its product is annotated as GATA transcription factor 4-like. Gene Ontology annotation, cellular component: nucleus. Gene Ontology annotation, molecular function: zinc ion binding; sequence-specific DNA binding. The record is from RefSeq and is a predicted model, not a curated record. Bases 431 to 1471 code for a protein of 346 amino acids. Gene Ontology annotation, biological process: cell differentiation; regulation of DNA-templated transcription. NCBI's taxonomy places the organism in Eukaryota, Viridiplantae, Streptophyta, Magnoliopsida, Zingiberales, Musaceae. The transcript has 2 exons.